AUGGAGCGAGACGGACGCUGGUUUCUGCUGCGCGGUCGGCGGCGGUCGGUUUCAGUAUCCAAUGAGGAGGCGGGAAAGGAAACGAGAGCGGGAACUCCCUGCGCUUUGGAAGCGGUUGCGGAUGUAGCUGCUCCUCCUCUUCCUCCUCCUCACUAAUAGGUACCUUAGCUGUGAUGGGGAAACCAAGGGUGGCUUAACGUUGCCUGCCCACUGAGUUGUGGCUGAGGGCACAUUGGCUUCACGUGGCUGCGCGGCAGAAACUCGGCGGCAAAAGAGGGAAUUCUGGGCAGGCCGCCUCUAGUUGGGUGUUGGGAGGAUAUAAACGAGGGUUUCGAUUGCAGCUUUGCAUGUAGUUUGCCUUGCGCCUGUGGCGCUUGGCACAUUCCCGGUCGUCGCGCCUGCCCUGUGCAACGCCCUCCCAUCAGAUAUCAAGGAAAUAAACAUCUCUGUGAAUUUUGGGAGGCAUCUGAAGGUGGCCCUGUACCAGGGAGGUUUUUCAUGUUUGAGGGUUUUUGUUGUGUUUGAAUACCUGGUUGGAAGCCGCCUAAAGUGGCCGAGGCAACCCAGUCAGAUCGCUGGCAAAUGGAUAAUAAAAAAAUACUGUUACUGGACCCCCUCCUUCCUCCAUAUUCAAGAUUUCCAUUGUCUCUUUGCUUCAAAAACAUUAAGUGGGGAGGGGGCCCAGCUAAAUUUAAAUUCAUUUAUUAGACUUAUUGGGAUGGGUGUGGUUAAAAUUACAUGGAGAACAAAUAGAAUGCAUGCCUUGACAUAAAGAGGUCUGUUUUCCUAGUAAACAUUUAAUCAAAAAUUGACUUUGCAUAUUGAUUUGGAAGGGGCUGGAGGAUGUAACUAGAGCUUCCUAUGCAGUCCCCUGUUGUGGGCAUAUUCUGCUGCUGUACUUCGGAUACCCAUUUUCUUUUAUUAAACUCUUUUUGUUCUGGCUUUCCAUUUGUAAUGGCGUCCUCAAAGGUAGACUCGCCCCUCUUUCUAUGGUUGCACUUUGGUUCCUUCUACAUAUUUUUUAUUUUGGCACUCUGCUACCUAGAUUAGCACCUGGGAGACCAGGGUUCAAAUCCUCACUCAGCAAAGAAGUUCACAGCCUAACCUGUCUGCCAGCAUUGUUAUAGGGAUUAAAUGAGGAGGGAAAGAACCAUGUACGCCACUUUGAACUCCUUGGAGAAAAAGUGGGAUAUUCAAAAAAUAAAUAAUAGUCUGUAUUUGAUGAUAUAAUAAUAAUAAUUUAUACCCCGCCCAUCUGGCUGAGUUUCCCAGCCACUUUGGGCGGCUCCCAAUCAGGUGUUAAAAACAAUACAGCAUUAAAUAUUAAAACUUCCUAAACAGUAUAUAAUAUAAUACUGUAUGUGACACUUUCUUGUGCAGUGGCGUCUGAAGAGUGAGAUGCUAUAAGAUAAAGGUAUGGUAGAUAGCAAUCCUAUCAUCAGAUCUGUAAAAUAGUAAUAGCUACCACAGCAGAGAUGUGGAACCUGUGGACCUUCAGUUGAUGCUGGACUACAACUCCCAUCUUCCCUAUUCCAAUGGCCAAGAUGGCUGGGAACCUUGCAAAGUACUUAAAACGAGGUUAUUAUCAUGAACAAAAUAGGUAGUAGUCUAUUAGAAUCGAUUUGAGCAUAAUUAAAGAAGCCUGUCAACUGAAAAAGUAACACCUGCUGUUGCAUAGUAGGGGAAUCUAAUUACCUUGGAGCCUUGAAGCGGAAAGAUAAUCUUUUAAAUACUCAUUUCAUUUUUUGUCUGACUGUAGGGUCUGUUCUCAAGAACAGUUGCGCAAAAUGCUGCCAGAUGCUGGGACAUAUCACUUUCCUUGGGAAAUCAACUCCGCAUUGAUCCCAGAAGGGAAGACCCUGAGAACCUUUGGCAGGUCAGUGUAAUUCCUUUCGACCUUAAGAUUUCUGUUUCUUUUGGUCAUCCUAUCUAACAUUACUACUGCUACUCUUUUUUGUCUCUUCUUUUCCUUCUGAUUCCUUCCUUUAGAUUCCAUAAAAGAACCAAAUUCAUAAAUAACCAAAUGCCACAUGUAAGAGAAAGCAUAACGAGUUUGAUUUCUUCCCCCCUACCCUGCACAUCUGUGAAAAAAACUUGUUUUGUUUCCUGUCUCCCGUUUACUAUAUCUGUAACGAUUAAGCCCAACCUUGAGAUCAGCAGGAUAGAGCGGGUUAUGACUGUGUGGAAGUGCCCCUCUCUUGGUGAGGAAGGCCUAUGCUGGUGUUGGGGUGUGGUGGUUGUGGGGAGACAUCCGCAAUCCAGGCCACUGCUAGCUCUACUGGUGGUGGGAGCUAGUGGUAGUCCAUAAAAUGCAGUAGUUUUGGGGACUUAGAUGUGUGAGAUGCUGGCUUCCUUGGAUUUACUGGAGCAAGUGUGGGGAGUGGAGCUCUUUAAAAAAGACAACCCAAAAGAGGUACAUCUGCUCCCCACACCUCCUGCCCUAGAUGGUACAAACUGGAAGGGAUUGGGAAGUGACAGAUCAUUAUUGUUAUGUUAUUGUUGUAAACUGCCUUGAGAUUUAUUUUUAAAUGAAAAGUGGUAUAGAAAUGAUUUUAAAUAAAAUGAAUCACCUACCACUUCACUCUUCCCCCCCUCCUACUUAGGACUGGACUCUCAUCUGUUGCAUAGUGUCCUUGUUAGUUUAUUAAUCCAUGUGUUGCACCACCAUUAGAUGUUGCAAAGUAUUUGUUGUUGUUGUUUUAGUAACAUAGUUUUUAUUCAUCUUCACUUUUAAACUGUUUAACAUGGUUGCAUUGUUUACAUUAGAGGAUAUGAUGUGCAACAAUGAUAUAAAAUUUAAAAUGAAACAACGAUAAACACUCAAAUAAACAUUUCUGAAUAGAUUAACAAAGUUAUGUCAAAGUGUAUAUGCCAAAAUCAUUACAAUUAUUACAGAUAUGAAAUUAUGUCUAGCAACAUUUAUUGCUUUGUUGACCCUUAGUAAGAGGUAUUUUGUAUCAAUAACAAUUAUAAUUUAUAGGAAGGGGGAGGGGAAAAAUUAAAAUGUGUACUUCAUGCAUGCUAGGCUCUACUGUAAUCUAUAGGUACUGUUCCGCCGUAUGCCUCAUUAUUUGUGUAAUCCAUAACGUCACAUGUAAAAUAUUCAUUUUUAUUUUUCUGGCACAGAGAUGAAUAUGUGAGUUAAAAGAAAGAAACAUUAGGCUAACAUUGAGUUAAUUAUCCUAAAUGUCAUAUUGUAUGUAUUUUGAGCUCAGGCACUCAUUCAGUGCACUGCAAAAGAAGUUUUGGAAAAGCUUCAAAAAUCACCAAAGUCUUCAAAAACCUCAACUGUUCCCCCAGCCACCCACCCACCACACAGAAAUUGCAAACCCUUCCCCAACUGUUGCAAACCCCUCCCCAACGGUUCCCCCAGCCACACAUGACACAGAAAUUCAAACCCAGAUUUAUUUAUUUUUAAAAAAAAACAUGGCCCAAUGGUCACAGAAAAUCAAAAAAAUUCAAAAAAAAACAACAACAAAAACCACACAAGCUCCCAGAUUCUUGCAAACCCCUCCUCAACUGUUCCCCCAGCCACCCACCACACAGAAAUUCAAACCCAGAAUUUUUUUUUUUUUAAAAAACCAACAUGGCCCAAUGGUCACAGAAAAUCAUAAAAAUUCAAAAAACAAACAAACAACCCCACACAAGCUCCCAGAUUCUUGCAAACCCCUCCCCAACACCAAGUCCUUGAAUUCCAAACACCCCAACCCAAAAUCCAAAAACCCCCAAAAAAGUUUUAAAAGUUUAACUUACCAAAUGGUUGCAAAAGAAGUUUUGGAAAAGCUUCAAAAAUCGCCAAAGUCUUCAAAAACCUCAAAAAAGGCUACCACACCGCAUGCUAUGAGUUGCUCCUCAAAGUCAAGUCGCAACUGCACCUCUUCAAGCAAUGCACCUUGGGUUUUAACGGUUUUACGAAAAAGGAAACAAACUUGCAAGACGUUUUCGUCUUGCGAAGCAAGCCCAUAGGGAAAUUCGUCUUGCGAAGCAGCUCAAAAACCGCAAAACCCUUUCAUCUAGCGAGUUUUUCGUCUUGCGAGGCAUUCGUCAUGCAGGGCACCACUGUAUUUAAAUACAUUAUUUGAUUAUUUAAUUUCUGUACUACUUAAUAUAUUAAAAAUAUCCAUAAGCAGUGUACAAAAAACUGAAGCAACAACGGCCAACUUGAAACAAAAUCAUUCUGCACAUAAUUUCACAUUCUUUAUUUAUUAUUAUCAACAUUAUUUGAGACCCAAUUUUUUGUUUUUCAGGCUACACUCCUAUGAUGUGGUCAGCUCCCAAGCCAUCUUAACAGCUCAGCAGACUUCAGUUCAGCACAUUAUCCAAGUUUGUACCAAGUUUGUGGAACCAUUCCAAGCCCAGCUUGGGGCUCUGUAUAUUGUACUGGGGAAACUGAACAUAAAGAGGGUAAGAACACUUGUAUUUUUUUCUAUCCGUGAAACCAGGAAUAGUCUAGAUCCUGGCCUGGUGGACCAGCCUUUAUCUCCUCCACCCCAGUGAGCCAACAUUGACAGGUGGGCAGGACCACCCGCCUGCCAGUCAUCAGGCAUUAUAUUGAUGUUGGGUGAGUUGUCCCAGCCACUUGCCAAAAGUUGGCCCACCAGGGGCGGGAGGAGAUCCUGCACAAAGCAGGAUUGAACUCUUCACACAACAGUUAAUACGCGGGGAGUUCAAUCCUGCUUUGUGCAGCUGCUUCUCUACCUGGCCCACACCUGUAGUCACAUAUGGCAUCAAGUGUGGGGCAGGUAGGUGUGGUUUCAGAGAAAUGGCCUUGCAUGUUUGGCCCAUGGGCUGGAGGUUCCUCACCCUUGGUCUAGAAGGUAAAAUAAGUAGUCUUGGGAAUAGGGACCCUGAUCUUCUGAUGCAAUCCUUUUGCAUGAAAGGAAAAUGACAUUAGCACUGAUUUAAGUUAGUACCUAAUCACUCCUGUUGGUGUUUCCUUUUCAUUCUCUGGAACUGUCACAGGGAUAGCACUUGUUUUCUAAUCAUGCUAGCCCUCUGCUGCAAGCCAACUUGUUUGUUGCAGCCUGGCUUCUUGUAAUUUUAUGUAAAGGUGGCAACGUUUGUUCCUGCUCAUUAUUUGAUAAUAAUGGAGCCAAUCUCGCACUCUGUUUUUCAAUUUUUCAAAGCUCUGCAAUUUUAAUCUGUCUCCAUCUUGUUCCAGAAUUUCCCAAUAUUUCGGCCAUUUGGCCUCCAUAUUGAGUUUUUUCUGUGCCUUCGCUUCCAUUGGUGACAACCAUCUUGUGGUUUUCUUUUCUAACAAGUCCUUAUAUCUUAUCCAGACAUUAAACAAUGCUUUUCUAACAAUAUGAUUUUUAAACGCUUUAUGUGCUUUUACCUUAUCGUACCACAAGUAUGCAUGCCAACCGAAUACAUUAUUGAAACCUUCCAGAUCCAACACAUCAGUGCUUUCAAGAAGCAGCCAUUCUCUCAGCCAGCAAAAAGCAGCUGAUUCAUAAUAAAGUUUAAGGUCUGGCAGGGCAAAUCCACCUCUUUCUUUGGCAUCAGUUAGUAUCUUGUUCCUGGACUCUCUUAGCAUAUGGAAAACACCUUUGACCUGAUUGUAUAACACAGAAGCUUUAAGCUGCUUGUGUACCCUUAUUAAAAGUUGCAUUGCCUAACCAUGAGACUUGAAAUGUUGAUUUAUGCUACAGUGGUAGUGAAUAUUGUGUGGGAGGCACUAGGGCUAGUGCACGUACGUUUAAGCCUCUGGGUGAGGAGGAAAGAAGAAUCAUGUCCUUAUAUUCAGCUACACUGAGGACACAAUUCAAUGCAUUUUUCGAAGUUCAUUUGGAGGUGUUCAUGCAGUACUGAUUGCUUACAUCUGUCAAAGAAUCCCACCAGUUUUGAUGGCCGUAUGCAGUGGUGGCCUCCCUAAGAACAUAAAAGGAGGCUGCUGGAUUAGGCCAAUGGCUCAUCUAGUCCAGCAUCCUGUUCUCACAAUGGUUCUCCAGAUGUUAUUGGACUACAGCUCCCACCAGCUAUGAGCAUUGUCCAUGUUGGCUGGGACUGAUAGGAGUCCAACAACAUCUGGGGGCACCAUCUUGGCUACCAUCCAUGUAUGUCUGUGGAACUACUGUUGUCAGUCUAGCUAGCUUUCCUAAAUGGCCUCAGUCCAGUAUACCUGAAGGAGCGUCUCCACCCCCAUCGUUCUGCCUAGACACAGAGGUCCAGUGCCGAGGGCCUUCUGGCGGUUCCCUCGCUGCGAGGAGCCAAGUUACAGAGAACCAGGCAGAGGGCCUUCUUGGUAGUGGCACCCACUCUGUGGAACGCCCUCCUUUGACCAGAUGUCAAAGAGAAAAACAACUACCAGACUUUUAGAAGACAUCUGAAGGCAGUCCUGUUUAGGGAAGCUUUUAAUGUUUAAUAGGUUAUUGUAUUUUAAUAUUCCGUUGGAAGCCGCCCAGAGUGUUUGGCGAAACCCAGCCAGAUGGGCAUGGUAUAAAUAAAUUAUUAUUAUUAUUAUUAUUUAUUAUUAUUACAGUAUGGCAUUAUCUCAAGGAAAUGGGUUGUUGUGGGCUGUUGUUGGCAUCCGUCUGUUUUGGGAUACAAUGGAAGAGUACACUUUUUUGGGGUGAAAUCAAACAGUGCCUGCUGUGACUUUAGAGACUGAUAUGGGAGAGACAUGUUUUGUUGCAGCAGGGGCAGAUGAAGGCGUCCAGUUGUGCUGAUGCAGGUGUACCAUGGCGUCUCUUCUUUCUGCGCUCCUCCCAGCAGACAUUCCUCUUCUGGUCACUGCUGCAGAUACACAAGCUAGCUUGAUUGUCUCCAGGCGCUGUGGUCAUUUGCAAGGGAUUCCCACACGAUGGGGUUAAUGUUGCCAGCCUUCAUGCUACACUUGCCAACAUCUUUGUAACACAGAGUUGGUCUGCCAGCGGGCCUGGUGUCUGAAGCCAGCUCCCUGUAGAGCACAUUAUUGGGAUCCUGCCAUCUUCCAUUCUGUGGAUAUGACUAGCAUAGGCGUUGCUGAGACAGAGGUGCAAACAUGCUGGGAAUGUGGGCUUGGAAGAUCACAUGUUUGUUUGAGACUCUGCCCUGCCAUGUGAUGUCUUCUUCUUCACAGGAAAGCAUUGCUGAGGGGGCAGAUUAUAGAGCAGAAUUAUGGGGCAGGAGGAUGCAGCCUCCCCUCAUUUGGUGCUUCGCCCUUGCAAAACCACAAACGCACAAAUUUCAGAUUCUUUUACAAACAUGCUUUUGGAACUUAGCUGGGAUAAUAGUGGCUAUGGGGAUGGAAGAAGGAAGGUGAAAAGGGUGGGCAGGGGAACAGUUAAACACUCUUCCUGCAAACGGCUUAUUCCCAAUAUCGUUUUCCUGUGUAAAAGCAGUAGCUGGGAGCUGAGAUAAGCAAUUAGCUAGCAAAACGACGUUCCAACGAGAGUGCUUGGAAAAUAUUAUAUUCCUGCAAGAAAAGAAUUGCCUUCAGGGAGGACUUUUGAAUUCUCUUCAGCAAAGGGAUAACUACUUUAUACAUGUUGUGUCUGGGAGAGCUCCUGCUAUAGUGUGGGUAUUCCUCAGCACCCAAAUACCAGCAUUUCUUCGGCACCAGUUGUAUAUUUUAGGAGACCUGGACCCCUGGCACCAAUUAGCCUGCUAGCUGACAUGAUCUGCAGAUGGAUCGUUUGGAAUCCUAAAUAAUUAAGUAGGUUUCUGGGUGAAAUGUCAAAUGACAACACCUUCUUGUACCAAGUAAUAAUUAUGAUAAUCACUCAUAAUUCAAGCACUUCUUAGUUGCACACUGAGAUACAGGAGACGUGUGACUUAUUAUUAGGUUUUCUGAAAUUUACUGUGCCUUUGUACUUGUGGGUAUUCAAACUCAGUUUUCAGACAAGUAGGUGCUCUGGAAUUAAUCUGAAUUGGUUGAUGGGGGUGGGAAUUGAACAGACAAAAGUCACUGUUUGGAAUAUUACAUGUGAAGCUGAAUUUGAAAUUAGAAAUGGCUUCUAGGACUUGACUGCUCUGAAUCCCAUGACCUAUAAAAUAGACAUACAGUUACCCUCCAUCUCUUUCCACUUCAGUGAUUUCUAGCCAACUAUUUCCCAUAUGUCAUAUUUAGCAAAGCACAGUGAAAAUGUGACCUGCUUAAUUUCAGUUUUCAGCAGGACCUGUUUUAAAUCCACUUCUAGAUUUUUGCACCAGCCUAUCGUCGUGUGCUGGUGUAAAGUUGCAGUGGCAUUCUGCAUUCUAAGCAUUUGUCAGCAUACUGCAGUUGCAAGACUGCAUUAUUGACCAUGACGGAGCUUACGUAGAUUAUUAAAAAAAGUUGCCACAUUUCUGAUGACUUUAAUUUUUAUAUUUACAGGUAAUGAGAUGGUGA
This is a messenger RNA of Podarcis lilfordi (Lilford's wall lizard), 8311 nucleotides long. The record is from the annotation of a GenBank genome assembly. NCBI's taxonomy places the organism in Eukaryota, Metazoa, Chordata, Lepidosauria, Squamata, Lacertidae.